AGUGUAUCCAAUGUCCCCAGAACGAGGGACUUGUGGGGCGCGGCUCAUCCCAGCGCCACUUGCUCUGCAGCUCCCAGAGGUGGUGGUGGUGUUACGAAGGCUGACCCUGCCAAUGGCCGACAAAAUGGUGCGCACCCCCAAGUGCUCGAGAUGCAGGAACCAUGGCUUCCUGGUGCCCGUCAAGGGACACGCGGGCAAAUGCCGCUGGAAGCAGUGCCUCUGCGAGAAGUGCUACCUGAUCUCCGAGCGCCAGAAGAUCAUGGCCGCGCAGAAGGUGCUCAAGACGCAGGCCGCCGAGGAAGAGCAGGAUGCGGCCCUGUGUGCGCAGGGGCCCAAGCAGGCCUCCGGGGCUGCGGCCGCCGCCGCCCCCGCCCCCGCCCCCGCCCCCGCCCCCGUCCCCGUCCCCGUCCCGGCCGCGAGCCUCCGCCCGCUGCCCCCGGGGACUCCCUCCGGAGACGCCGACCCAGGACCCGAGGUCCGCGCGGCCGCUUGCUUCUUCGAGCGGCCCCCGUGGGGCCGGAACCCCGGCCCGAGAGCCCUCCAGCCGGUUCUAGGCGGCCGCAGCCACGUGGAGCCGAGCGAGCGAGCCGCCGUGGCGAUGCCCAGCCUUGCGGGACCCCCUUUUGGGGCGGAGGCCGCAGGCAGUGGCUACCCUGGCCCCCUAGACCUGCGCAGGCCGAUGCGGACCGUGCCCGGCCCACUGUUCACCGACUUUGUGCGCCCUCUGAACAUCAACCCGGACCGUGCACUGGGCCCUGAGUACCCUGGCGGCUCCAGCAUGCACCCCUACUGCCCGUUCCCGCUGGGCUACCUGGACGCCCCUCCUGGCGUCCCCCUGCAGCAGGGCUUCCGGCAUGUGUCCCGCAACCAGUACCAAGGCGGAGGCUUGGCGUCAGAACCAGGAGGAGACUUCCAGCCAAGCUACUACCUGCCGCCGCCGCCGCCACCGCCACUGCCGCCCCUUCCACCGCUUCCACCGCAGCCCCAGUUCCUCCCGCCAGGCUACCUCUCUGCGCUCCACUUCCUCCCCCCGCCACCGCCACCACCGCCUCCACCUCCAUCAUCUUUCUCACUGACUGUCCUGUUUGAUACUGACAAGGAGAACACUGAUGACCAGGGUGCAGAGGUACUGUCGGGUGAACCCAGCCAGCCAUCGUCUCAGGAGCAGUCCGACUAGGCCCCAGGCCCGCCCUCCGGGCCAGCAGAGUGGGGCACUGGGGGGCAACAGCAACAGUUUUCUUGUCUUCAUUCAGUGAUAUGUAGGGAGGAAGGAGGUUGAUAGCAUAGAUGGCAACUGAUUCCCAGUUUAAGAUAGGAGGAAGGAGAGCAAUUUCUAAGUUUCAGUCCUGCACUGUACAGUUGAAGAAGAGUGUGGAGGAAGCUAUUACCAGGGGAGGGCCAGGGCUCUGAGGAGUGGGCGCUGGGAGAAGCUCCCAUUUAGGAAUGAAUUUAACUGUCCUUGGGUUACACUACCAUUUAUUGGAACAAGCCCCAGAGGCAGUAUUUGAUUUCCUCAGGCCCCACUCCAGGACAGGAGGCACCAUCUAUUUCAGCCUUCUGCUGCCUUUGCCUGGUCCUCCAGGUUGCUGGGGGCACCACAGACAUCAAGAUUCCAGUUCACCCAGGUGGCUGGAGCCAGCAGCCAGGACCAGGGUCAUUGACAGCAGGUUCUGCAGCAUCCUGCCUUGCUGCUCUGUCCCCCACAUCUUCCUGGCCACAGCCCCUUGCCCCUCCUCUAAGGGGUUUUACUAGCAAGCAUCCUGGCUGCUGAGGCUACUUCAUUCCCCCUCCAUAAAGUUUCAGCCAUUAUGGGCACUGGUUUUAAAAAAUUUAUUAGUUUGACUAUUUGAUGUUUUUAUAGUGAUUGCCAACUUUAAAAAGUAGGCUGUUCAUAAGCACUGAUGCAGUCCCUAGGGAAUAGAAUGGUGCUUCUGAUCACCUGUGACACGAACAGUUUCUUCUGUGAGGACAGUUGGCUAUUGAAAUAAAAUGAGCAAUGGAAA
Pan troglodytes (chimpanzee) is the source of this 2003-nucleotide messenger RNA. RefSeq names its product DMRT like family B with proline rich C-terminal 1 (gene DMRTB1). The transcript has 4 exons. The record is from RefSeq and is a predicted model, not a curated record. Gene Ontology annotation, biological process: germ cell development; regulation of transcription by RNA polymerase II; sex differentiation. Bases 11 to 1177 code for a protein of 388 amino acids. Gene Ontology annotation, cellular component: nucleus. Gene Ontology annotation, molecular function: DNA-binding transcription factor activity, RNA polymerase II-specific; RNA polymerase II cis-regulatory region sequence-specific DNA binding. NCBI's taxonomy places the organism in Eukaryota, Metazoa, Chordata, Mammalia, Primates, Hominidae.